This is a messenger RNA of Mytilinidion resinicola, 956 nucleotides long. RefSeq lists its product as uncharacterized. The transcript has a single exon. The coding region runs from base 251 to 850 and encodes 199 amino acids. Lineage: Eukaryota; Fungi; Ascomycota; Dothideomycetes; Mytilinidiales; Mytilinidiaceae. The record is from RefSeq and is a predicted model, not a curated record.
GCUCUAUUGAAAUCUUAUUGAGAGUUGAUGCAUGCAAUUCCUCAAUAAGGCUUCAAUGGAGCAUCUAUUUCUAUCAAGUAUUUAUUAUCAAAGGCCUCCAUCGUCUACAAACCCUUCUACAACAAUCCUUCGAAAUCGAGUACAGACACACUUGGCUUCCAAAUCGAAUCUCAACCCACAACCCAAAAACCAACCACCAACCACCAACUCAAACCAUCAAGCAUCACCACCAGACCGAACCAAACCAACCAUGCUUCUCACAACGCUCCUCCUACUUCUAACGGCCACCUUCCCGGCCACCAAAGCCGCCCCCUCCACGCCCUCCUUCACGAUCUCUCCCCCCGACUCCAACACCACCAUCGCCAACUCCACCUCCCUCUACCGCCGCGACAUCGCCACCGACCACCCCAUCACCACCUGCAAGUCCAACCACCUCCCGCCCCUGCACUGGUACUUCUCCGCCGUCGGCGACGCCUGCGCCAACCUCUGGACCAACACGCCCCUCACCAAAUCUCUGACCGUCACCGUCGCCGCCGCGCAGCACUGGGACCAAGAGAUCCCGACCUACGACAACAGCGGGCUGACGUUCCGCUUCAAAGUCUACGCCGCGCUCGAGAGGAACCAUCUAGACCCACCACGCUACUUCUCCUACUCGGACUGCCUGGCCAACUUCGGCUACACGGACAACGUGGGGAUCCUGACGGGCGCGGGCAUGACGAAGUGCUAUGCGAGCGAAGACGCGGCGGAUGGGAGCGGGAAGAAGGGCGAUGUGUUGGUGCGCGGGGGCAGUGUGACGUACUACCCGGCGCCGAUUGGGAGUCGGUUUGUGUUUCAUGUGGCGCAGGUGUAGGGUGGUAGGGCUGGGUGUGGAACAUCGGGGCCUGUUGGAUACUUUAGUCUUGCUUUUGAUGCGAACGGGGGUGGAUGGGAUACCCAGGCUUCCCUUACUUCUGCUA